AGACAGAAGUGCCUAUUUCUUUAUCCGAAGUGCCGUUAAGGAUUCCCACAUCCAAGGGUGUGCCCUGUAAGAACCGCCGAGGGAAAGUGUAAACACGCGAUUAGCACGCCAGUCAACAGCUGCUGCUCCUCCCCCCAGCUCCGCCCUUAAAAAGUCAACUCGAAUCCCCCGAUCAAUCAAUACAUACCUCCGAGGAGAUCAUCAGAGAGAGACCCACCAAGACGACCUGCCCCCAAAAAGGUCGCCAGAUCAGACGCCUCGCAAUGGCCCCGGCCGCGACCAAUCCGACGGCCAUCGCGCUCUUCUGCCUCCUCCUCAUCGCCGCCGCCUCCUCCUCCGCCGCCGCCGCCGCCGCCGCGUACACCAACUACACCGUCGGCGGCAACUCCGGCUGGUUCUUCGACGAGGCCACCAACGCCACCUCCGCCAACUACUCCGCCUGGGCCGCUUCCCAGACCUUCAACCUCGGCGACUACCUCCUGUUCAACACGAACACGAACCAGACCGUGAUCCAGACCUACAACCUCACCACCUACCAGGCCUGCAGCACCGACGACGCCUCCGACGACGACACCUUCCAGUACGGCGGGGGCAGCGAGCAGUUCGGGGAGGCGUUGUCCGUCGCGGUCCCGCUGACCCUCGAGGGCCCGAACUACUUCUUCUCCGACGCCGACGACGGCGCCCAGUGCCAGGACGGGAUGAGGUUCGAGAUCGACGUCAAGCACGGCGCCGGCCUGCCCCCGAGCCUCAGCCAGCCGCCGCCGCCGCCCCCGUACGCCGAGCCUCCCGGCCCGGACGCGGCGAACCCGCUGCCCGUCGCGGUGGUGGACACGCCGGGGAACGGCGGCUCCGGCGGGGGCGCGGGCGGGCGCGGGCCAGCGUGGGGCGUCUCUCUGCUGUUGGCGACGCCUCUAUUGUUUUUCUGAAUCUUUUCUUUCUCGCGACUUUGCAAGAGGGCGGGGUAACAUUUGGUAAUUUUCGCUGUUGUCGGAGGGCUUAUGUGGAAAUUCGAACAGGCACAUGUUGGGUCGAUCGGGGGGGGCCCUGUCCUUUUCAGUUAUCGUUGAAUUCGUCAAAUGUUUCGAUUAAAUUACAGAGACAGCUCUAAGACAA
Molecule: messenger RNA, 1113 nt
Organism: Syzygium oleosum
Lineage: Eukaryota; Viridiplantae; Streptophyta; Magnoliopsida; Myrtales; Myrtaceae
Product: cucumber peeling cupredoxin-like
Exons: 2
Coding region: 264-926 (220 amino acids)
Cellular component (GO): plasma membrane
Molecular function (GO): electron transfer activity
Source: RefSeq, a predicted model, not a curated record